Molecule: messenger RNA, 918 nt
Organism: Fragaria vesca subsp. vesca
Lineage: Eukaryota; Viridiplantae; Streptophyta; Magnoliopsida; Rosales; Rosaceae
Product: exopolyphosphatase-like
Exons: 7
Coding region: 1-918 (305 amino acids)
Source: RefSeq, a predicted model, not a curated record
AUGUAUGAGAAUAUGGUUUUGGGAGUUGAUAUUGGAGGUGGGUCUACUGAGUUUGUGAUUGGGAAGCAGGGAAGAUAUGUUUUUGGUGCUUCAUUGAAGUUGGGGCAUGUGAGUUUGACCCAGAAAUUUGGGAACAGUGUUGGUCAGAUUAAGGAGCAUAUUAGGGUCCUCUGGAAGGAUUGGAGGUUGAGUAGAGGAGAAGUGAAGGGUGUUGUUGAGAGUUUGUGUGGUGGAGGAGAGGGAGAGAAGAUAAGGAGAAAGAAGUUCUUUGAAAGGCGGUCUGAUUUUAUUGUUGCUGGGUCUGUGUUGUUGGAGGAGAUAUUUGAGGUGCUUGGAAUUGAGGAGAUGGAGGUUUCUGGUUAUGCAUUGGCAGAAGGUGUUAUUGCAGAAAGUUUGGCUAAGGUUGAUGGUGGCUAUGCUUUGACUGCCAAUGCAAGUUGGUCAUCUGUUGUUCAGCUUGCAAUGUGGUAUAAUGGCAAGAAGAGGAUGAAAGCUGCUGCUCAGUGUGCAAUCACUGCAAAGAAGAUUUUUGAAGGUUUAAGAAAAUGUGAUGACCUAGCUGAUAAUCAAUUUGCUGCCUCCCUCGAUGACAAGGAUCUUGAAUAUCUUGAAGCUGCAAGUUUGCUGCACAAUAUUGGGGUUUUCACAGGAAAAAAAGAUUACCAUAAGCACUCUUAUUGUAUUAUCAUGAUUGGCGAGCAUCUCCAUGGUUACAGUUCUGAGGAGGUUAAGCUGAUAGCACUACUUGCAAGACAUCAUAGGAAGAAAUUACCAAGCUUUGAUCAUACUUACUUUAAACAGUUUUCAGUAGAGAUCACAAAGAAAUUCAGAUUUCUGUGCUCAAUCCUCUGUUUUUCUGUUGCGCACUACGACAAAUGGAAUUCUCAAAAUCCUAAAAAGAGACCAUUGGAGUUCUAG